GUGGGUUUAGUCUUUAUCCUGUCCGUCAAAGCCGAACGACUGACCGAAGCAGCGAUAAACUUUGGCAGAAUAUGAGGAAUACGACGGACUUUCAUUAAGUCACGUUUCAGCUCCAGAAUUGAAAUAACACUCAGGCACCGACCUUUUAUUUAUUUGGGAAUUUAUUUUUCUCGCUUCUCCUCAUCCCGAGCAACUCUCCAUUCUUUUCAUCGCAAUCACUUCAAUAUGGAACCUAGAACGAAACUCUCGGGUUUGGGACUUCUAGCUUGUGUGGUCUUAUUGUCCAUGUUCUAUCUUUCAUCAAGCUAUACCCAAGUUGUUCGAAAUAUACCCUCUGAAUACGUCCAGGAAGAACAACUUCCAAUAGUCAAUCAAUCUGAUCUUAUUCUGAAGCAAACCUUUCCCGAGCCAGAGGAAAACUUCAUGAACAAGAUCCGAGAUCAGUUGUCACAGGACAACAUCCUUGUUAUCGCCACUGCCAACUAUGGUAUGCGGGAUUACGUCUACAAUUGGAUCAUAUCUUUGGAGAAAACUGGUCAUGAGAAGUAUGUGGUGUUUUGCAUCGACGAUGACCUUUACAACCAUCUCGAAGCCAGCGGCUACGGCAACCAUGCGUCGAAGAUUCCAUACGAAUGGUUCCACAAACCUAUUGAAGCAACUUUCUCAGACUAUUACUCACCAACCUAUGCAGCCAUCACCCACGCCAAAACUUUAGUGGUCCAGCGAUUGCUUUACUUUGGAUUCACUGUCUUUUUCUCAGACGUCGAUAUCGUAUGGCUUCAGCCACAUGUGGUUGACUUUUUGGCUGGCCGACUGAGCGUGCGUCAAGAGUCCCAUGUGUUGUUUCAACAAGAAGGAUAUGAUCAAACCAACAUCAACAGUGGAUUUUAUAUCAUGCGGCCCGAAUAUUCAAUGAAGAAGCUACUAGCAGACACCAUUGAGCUUCAGGAUACGGGUGAAUAUACACAACAAGGCGCCAUGAACAAGGCGUUGUAUAAUCUUGAUAUGGAUAUGCGCACUUCCCCUGUGGUUUUAUUGGAUCUGUUCCUAUUCCCCAAUGGAUUCGCCUACUUUCAAAACGAUGUACCGCAGCGAUGGGGUGUCCAACCCUACAUUGCUCACGCAAACUACCUGGUAAUUAAUUAUUUAUUUUUUUGGGUGGUGACACCGGUACCACAACUGCUGCUGCUGGUUAUUUUUGGGACUAACUGCUUAUUCUUAUUUAGGUUGCUGACGAAAAGCGUGAUGCGUUGCGACAACAUGGAUUGUGGUAUGUCAACCAGACCAUGGUAGAGACAGCCGAUGCCGCAGUGAGCCAGCUACAUAAGGAGCAGGAGGAAGGGGACGAAAAAGUGAAAUGAGCCAGAAAACACUUUGUAUAAUUGUCACAGUGUAUUGUAAAUACCUAUUCAUCGUAAUGUAACUAGCUUUAUUUCUCUUCCAGUUAAUGUGUUGCUCUUUCCAUUUAAUAUUACACCAUAGAACCCACGUCUAUAAACUAUGUAUCCCAUUUGACUUUUUGUUUUCGCCUGUGUUUUGGCAGUGAAUGUUAGUCCGGGCCUAUAUUGACAAAAAAAAAAAAAGAACUGUGGCCGCUGUGACACCA
Umbelopsis ramanniana AG is the source of this 1606-nucleotide messenger RNA. RefSeq lists its product as uncharacterized. The record is from RefSeq and is a predicted model, not a curated record. Gene Ontology annotation, molecular function: glycosyltransferase activity. Gene Ontology annotation, cellular component: Golgi apparatus. The coding region runs from base 226 to 1293 and encodes 355 amino acids. The transcript has a single exon. Lineage: Eukaryota; Fungi; Mucoromycota; Umbelopsidomycetes; Umbelopsidales; Umbelopsidaceae.